This is a messenger RNA of Haliotis rubra (blacklip abalone), 4791 nucleotides long. RefSeq names its product integrin-linked protein kinase-like. Gene Ontology annotation, molecular function: ATP binding; protein kinase activity; protein binding. The record is from RefSeq and is a predicted model, not a curated record. The transcript is spliced from 13 exons. Bases 273 to 1688 code for a protein of 471 amino acids. Lineage: Eukaryota; Metazoa; Mollusca; Gastropoda; Lepetellida; Haliotidae. Gene Ontology annotation, biological process: substrate adhesion-dependent cell spreading; protein phosphorylation; integrin-mediated signaling pathway. Gene Ontology annotation, cellular component: focal adhesion; stress fiber.
UCGGAAAGCCCUCAAGCUUGAAAGAAUGUCAACAAUUUGAUGAUUUCGAGUUUCUUGUGAUCUACCAAAGACAUGGAUAAUUUGGAAACGUAAAAUAUUAUCCAAGGGAAGGAUUUACAAACUAGUAUCUGUGUUAGCUUUAAAUAACACCUAAUACUUUCACAGAUCGUGAGGAUACUCACGCUCAUUGCGGAAACCGCUUCCAAGUUUCGAAGGAGGUCAAGCUUUGGUGUUAUUUAUUUCAGAAACUUUAUUUACCUCUAAACGCAGUCAUGGAUGAUAUUUUCACGCAAGUGCGCGAAGGCAAUGCCUUCCAUGUACGAGUAUGGCUGGAUAACACAGAGAACGAUCUGAAUCAAGGGGAUGACCAUCGGUUCAGUUUGUUGCACUGGGCAGCACGAGAGGGACGUACAAACAUUGUCGACAUGCUGAUACAACGGGGUGCUAGGAUCAAUGCCACCAACAUGGGUGACGACACAGCACUACAUCUGGCAGCUGGCCAUGGGCACCGGGACGUUGUCGUCAUGCUCCUUCACAACAAAGCCAACAUCAACGCUAUCAAUGAACACGGAAACACACCCCUGCAUUAUGCCUGCUUCUGGGGAUUUGACCAGAUUGCUGAGGAUCUUGUCAACAAUGGAGCUCUGGUCAGCAUUGCCAACAAAUAUGACGAAGUUCCACUUGAUAAAGCAAAGCCGUUUCUGACAAAGAUGCUGAAAGAUCGAGCCCUGGCUCUGGGACAGGACCUAAGUAAAAUCCCCUUCAAGGACAGGAGCUGGCUAGGCUACAAGACAAGAAGUCGCGAUGCACUCCUGUCCCGCCACCCUGGUAUAGACAUUGCCCAGUUGCAGCUGGUCGGCCAUGUUGCUUCCACUCACUCAGGGGAGACAUGGCGUGGUAGAUGGCAAGAUAAUGACAUCGUUGCCAAGAUUCUCAACCUUGUAGAUUGUACCCUCCGAAACUCGCGUGACUUCCAGGAAGAAUUCCCUCGUCUUAGAAUCUUCAAUAACCCGAACGUGCUACCGGUGUUGGCAUGUUGCAACCAGCCCCCCAACCUGGUGGUGAUCAGUCAGUUCAUGCCCUUCGGCUCCCUGUUCAACACCCUACAUGGAGAGUCUGGGAUUGUGGUGGACCAGAACCAGGCCUUGAGGUUCGCCAUUGAUAUCGCCCGCGGAAUGGAGUUCCUGCACUCGAUGGAGCCCAUGAUCCCCAACUUCCUGCUGACCAGCAAACAUGUCAUGAUCGACGAGGACUUGGCUAAAAUUAAUGUUGAUGAUCCCAAAUAUGCCAGCGAAAUAAAUGGGAUUGACGAGGACCUGACAGCCCGGAUCAACAUGGCCGACUAUAGGUUCACCUUCCACGAGCGAGGCAAGGAGUACAACCCAGCUUGGAUGGCCCCCGAAGCUAUGCUGAAGAAGCCUGUAGAAAUUAACCUGAAAGCUGCAGACAUGUGGAGCUUCGCUAUCUUGUUGUGGGAGUUGGAGACUCGGGAGGUACCGUUUGCUGACCUCACACCUAUGGAAAUUGGCAUGAAGGUAGCACUGGAAGGUCUGCGCAUCAAGAUCCCUCCAGGAAUCUCCAGUCACAUGUCUCGCCUCAUCAAGAUCUGCAUGAACGAAGAGGCGGGCAAACGGCCACGCUACGACAUGGUCAUCCCCAUCCUAGAGAAGAUGAAGCUUAGCAGCUAGGUCAGCGUUCACCAUAGAUAGAAAGCAGUGUCAGUCACGGAAAGCAAUCUGCAUGUAAAAACUGCACAUGCAUCAUUGAAUGAACUUCAGAAACUAAGCUUGUCCAUAAUAUUCUCCGGCCAGGAGGGUUGGUUAUGACCUGCAUGUGGUUGUUCUCAUCCUCUAGUUAAUGGCAAACAAUAUCAUUUUUGGUAAGAAGUUUUAGCUGUAUGUCGGGCAAUCAUGGCUAUUUCCAAUGGGUAUAAAUAUCCUUCUUCUAGUAGCUAUCCUGACCCUUCACCUCUUGGCCUCCAUGUCACUGAAGCUUCUGGCAACAUGGCUAUUGUUCCAUGGCUAGAAUGGUACACAAACUGGCCGUCACCUUCUUGCCCGAGUUUAUCCUGAGUCUGUUUAAUGGUAUUUUGAGGACAAGCAAAAUUUCAGGCAUAUUAAGGUGAGCCAUGUUUUACCAUUCAGGCGAGUAAAUGUUCCAGAUCAAUUGCAUAUCUCAGCCAUGAAGAUCCUUCAGACCUCUAUAGUCUUUCACUACAAUAUGAAUAUUCUCUGUCAGCCGCUAUCAUGUUGUUGUACCAUGUAGCUAUCAUGGCCCCAUAUCCAGCAGCCAGUUAUGUUCUACACCAAACUGUCUAUCAUGGCCUGGCUGUCAACGGCUGCCAUGUUUGAUCCAGCCCCUACAUUGUGUUGAUCCGUUACCAGUUAUUAUCCUGGCAUGGAGUAACCGAUCACCUGACUCACCUUUAGGUUUUCUUACAGUAUCCUCUCUUGUCAGGGAGAUUUUACCUGACUGUGUUCCAAUUAAUACCCUCAGGGUGACAUGGCUUGUUGCCAUGGUAUUCUGGGAUGUCUCACAUACUGUUCAUAUUUCUCCAAGUUUUAAACAUUUAUCUCGGGUUGCAUCUUAAUAAUUCGGAGACAGAAGAUUUAGAUUUCUUACUGUGGGUAUAAAAGUACUUGCAAACCAAAUGCAAUGGACUCCAUUCACAUGUUUAUGUUGUUGCAUCAGUCAAACAGGCUAUGUGUACCAUGGUGUGCCGUUUGUUUGUUCGAGCUGUAAGGAUGAUGCUAUAAUUGCUUGAAUGUAUUUUUUCCUACUUUCCAAAUUAUAGUUUUAUUGAAAAGUCAGAUUGAUUUUAUGUUCAAUGAAAAGAAAAUAGACAAGAAUUUCCUUGUUCUUAUCAGGGAAAUAUUAACAAUGUUUGUGUACAUAUGGUUGAUUCAACCGUUAGAUGCAGGAAGAUUGUUGUACUCUGUACAUUUGUAUAUUGUUUGACAGAUGUGAUUCUGUGAUCAAACAUUUGUAGAAAAUAUUGUUGGAAGCUUGAUUGUUCCAUGAGGUUGGCUGACAAAUUCAUAAACAUCAAUACCUUACCUGUUUAUAUCAGAAUGUUUAAGAUGUAAGUGAAACCGUCUCCUCAAAUCACUGCAACUUUGAAUUCUGGAGAUUUAUGAAGAAAUAGUAUAGAAUUCAUUGCCUUCUGUCUAAUGAUAUAGUAACCCAGUAUGCUGGGUGUUUGCAUGGAUGACAGGUAGUCUGGGUUCAGUUCUUGAUGAGUAUAUUAGGUAAAGUUAACAUUCUAAUAUAUUACAAUUUUAACCUCUCUCGCCUACAAUUCUUCGACUGAUAUGUUAUUUAUCAAUGAUCUCUCUUAUUACAGAAGUCAAAUAUUCAAAUUAUAGUCCAUUCAAACUGUUAUUUUGUAAGCUUCUCAUUUUUCAGGAUAUUUCUGAAUAGUGUCUCUCAAUGCAGUGCUCUUAAUCAUGUCAUCAUGUCCGACUCUUGGUGCUAUUUAUACUUGUUAUGAUUGACAUGUCAUUAUACGUCAUGCUGUGACCUCCAGUCAUGAAAAGAUUCAUCCAUAUUAUUUUGCUUUUCAUAGCUAGAUAUAAUUUGAAGAUAUAUUCAGCUUUGAGUUAUGACCUGUUAACAUGCUUGUUAACUGUUUUCUAUGUUAUUUAUUCAACUGUGUGUUAUCAUUUCAUCUGAUGAUCGUACAAAACCGUUUGUCCAAAACAGGCAUUGUAGAUAAGUAGCAAGACAAAUAAUCCCAUACAUAUAAUAGAGAGGCAUCAGUUAUGUCCGCUUAUACAGUAUAACAGCGUAAAAACAAAUGGCCUCGUGAUUACAGCAUUUGCCUAUUACGCCAAAGCCGAUUUCCCACAGGGUUACAAUGCUUGACAUAGAGUUCCCAUUGGUGAUGUUGCUAGAACAACACUCAGUGUUACACUGGUGAUUACGGAAGAUUAUAGUCCUAACAGAAUCCAGUUUAGUACUUGCUUCGGUUCUCACCUCACCUGUUUCAAACUGGAAAACUGGACAUAUUAUUGUUGAUACCAUAACUUCACACGGUUUCACUGCAGCCAAAAGUUUAUUCUUGAUUAUUUUGCUGUCUUCCAUUGUAACCAAUUUCAUAGUUUAGUUUGAUAUAUUUCUAUGAUACCAAAUAUUGAUAGUGAAACUUUCCAAAAUGAAAUUAACACUAAAAUGCACAUUGUGACAUUUUUGUACAAUUUAUCUGUUAGAACACACCAUAUUUUCUGAAGCCAUUGCGUGAGAACUGGCAAGUUUCUCCAGCCUGGACUUAAACAUGUAAUUCUGGUCAUGCAUUUUUGUAGUACGAAACGCUACUGUGGAGCAGGUCUUGCUAAGCCUGGUCAGAGGCCCAAAAUCAAUCAAAGAUGUCAGUACCAUGUCUGACAUACAGAAACAAUAUGCUGCAACUGAAAUACUGUUUGAAAUGGUAUUAAACCAAAUAGUUGAUGAAAUGUUUUAAAAGAACAAGAUUCUCAGAAACAGAAAAAACUUUACCCAGCACCUGUGAAAAUGCAGGUGUGGAGAAAAGAAAAUUACAUAUUUCAAAGAUUCUGUUCUUUAUUAUUGUUCAACGCAUUAUAAAUAAUUUGAAUUUAGAGUAAUUCAAACACACUGUUUGGAAUUGUUGAUCCUCAUUAAUAGAAGAAUAAGAUAUAUUUGAGCAGGUAACCAGGUGAGGGUUGUUCCACAGAUGGUGCCAACAUGAAGUCAUCUUCUUGCAGCCUUAUCACUGCCAGUGUCUGUGUAUCAUGUACUGUGUAUGUGUAAACAUAAUAAACACGUUCGACUAUA